Macrosteles quadrilineatus (aster leafhopper) is the source of this 1535-nucleotide messenger RNA. Its product is annotated as zinc finger protein 728-like. Gene Ontology annotation, cellular component: nucleus. The transcript has 6 exons. The record is from RefSeq and is a predicted model, not a curated record. Bases 1 to 1473 code for a protein of 490 amino acids. NCBI's taxonomy places the organism in Eukaryota, Metazoa, Arthropoda, Insecta, Hemiptera, Cicadellidae.
AUGGGGUGGAAGGAGAGAGGGAGAGAGAAGCGUGCCGUGGCGGGUGGCAGCACGCGUGCAGGCCACGUGACCAAGUGGCCAAACAUGCCACCAACAAUCUGGUCGUUUGCGACUCUUACAACGAUUAAAACUAGGUUUAUGACGGUUUUCCCCAUGUUCCCGAUCAUCCCUCAGCACUUAGCUGGGCGGCUGUCUCUGCCCCGCCCACAAGACGCCCGGGGUGCCAAGACGCUGGUGGUGGCCGCCCAGGGCGUCCCAGCCUACACCGCCUCCCCGCCCAUCCCUUUGGAAGACGUCGUGACUGGAAAACUGGACAGAAAUAAGAUUGAACUUGUAGUGAACAAAAACGGAGAGUUGACUAUGGAAGACACCCCCUGUUGGAGCUGGCUACGUCACGUCCGAGUGUCCCCAGACUGUCAUAGCUACAACACGUUGGUGCAUAGGGUACAAAAUGUCUCCACCAGUGUAGCCAGCCGAACAGACUCCUUCCCCAGUGCUACUAACUAUGUAACCUUACAAACUGUCCGGGAACUUCAGCUUGGAGAGGAAUUGUGCAUUUGGUUUGAUGAGGAGGUCUUGGCAGCAGCUGGAAUACCGUUUCUUACGCCAAUGAAUAUACAAGGAGAGAAAAACUACACUUGUCAUCGGUGCAGAAAAUAUUUCGAGUUCCCAAACCCUCUGAAGAUCCAUCUGGCACUUGAGUGUGGAACAAUGAGAAGAGUUGAGUUGUGGAAGAGAUUGUCAAAAACACAAGAGGGUCUUCCCACUAGUGAAUUCAAACUUUGCGAACUAAAAUUGAAAAGUGUUUUUAACUUCAAAGAUCACCCCAAAGCUUUCAACAGUCCAAAUUCUCCAGAAAACAGCAAUCUUUCAACGUCAUCUGAUCCAGCAUUCUUCACCCUAAAAUCUGAAGAGAUAGAAAGACCUCAUUCAGAACCAGUUUCCGAGAGGCAUUCUGCUUUCAAGCCUUACUUGACUUUGAAAAUUCCAAAAAGCGACUCAACAGAAUAUACUACUAGCUCUCUACCACAUGUACCGAGUAAUUUGAUUUUUUCACAUUCUCCAUACGCAGCUCAGAGCUUAUCAAAGAUGGAAAUGCAUUCGUUCUCCUCGAUAGCAUUGAACGAUAAGAACAGCACGGCUAUGAUUGAUCAGCAGGCAGUAGAGAUGGAAACUUUGGUCAGUAACCUGGGCAGAUCAAAACAAGGGCAUCUCUGCAUCUACUGUGGCAAAGUGUACUCCAGAAAGUAUGGGCUGAAGAUUCAUAUAAGGACACACACAGGCUUCAAACCUCUGAAGUGCAAAUACUGUCUUAGACCUUUUGGAGAUCCCAGCAACCUCAACAAACACGUGCGUUUACAUGCAGAGGGAGAUACUCCUUAUAAAUGUGAGGAGUGCGGAAAGGUACUGGUAAGAAGGAGAGAUCUAGAGCGACAUAUCAAGUCUAGACACCAACCCGAUGACAGUGCAUGAGUCAACUGCUAUGUACAGUGUAUAUUGUAACAAUAGGUAGCAUUUUAUAAGAUCAAACUAAA